This is a messenger RNA of Truncatella angustata, 999 nucleotides long. Its product is annotated as small-subunit processome. Lineage: Eukaryota; Fungi; Ascomycota; Sordariomycetes; Amphisphaeriales; Sporocadaceae. Gene Ontology annotation, cellular component: small-subunit processome; nucleolus. The record is from RefSeq and is a predicted model, not a curated record. The transcript has 2 exons. The coding region runs from base 93 to 899 and encodes 268 amino acids. Gene Ontology annotation, biological process: rRNA processing.
GAAUUCUUUUGCCUGCCAAAGCCAAAGAACGAUUAAACCACCAGAGGACAUUGGCCUCGUACCAUAGAUACCGUAACCACAAACCGCCCAAAAUGUCCUCACUACGCAACGCCGUGAAUCGGCGCGUCCAUAGGGAGCGUGCUCAGCCCAUAGAGCGCCAGCGCCUCGGCAUCCUCGAAAAGGCCAAAGAUCGAAAACUCCGUGAAGUAGACCACAAGCGCAAGCAAAAGACCCUCAAAGCCCUGCGCGCCAAAGCCUCCGAACGCAACGAUGAUGAGUUCUUCUUCGGCAUGUUGUCGCGGCAGGGACCGCAGGGCCGACUGUCCAAGGGAAAGCGAUGGAACGGAACCGUCGACGGCGACAGAGGGAAUCGCGCCAUGUCCGUGGACGAGGUCAGGCUGCUCAAGACACAGGAUGUUGGUUACUUGAGGACGGUGCGGAACACAGCCACGAAGGAGGUAAAACAGCUGGAGGAGAGGGUCGUCGGCAUGGGCGGCAGUCUAGACGGCAAGGGACUGCCGGCAGACGACGCCGAGAGCGAUGACGACUGGCUGGACGACGCACCCGUGAGUCAGAAGCCCAAGAAGAUCGUCUUUGCAGAGGGUGUGGAAGAGCGGGAAGAGAGGCUGGCGGGUGACAUGGAGGAUCAGGAGGACGAAGCCGAUGUCGACGAGGGCAUGGACGGCGAAGAGAACCCCAAGAAACUGCGAGCCGAGCAGCGAGAAAGACUUCUGUUGAAGCUGCAAAGACGCCUAGCAAUUGCCAAGAAGCGGCUCAAAGCCGUGUCCACGGCCGAAAACGAACUCGAGAUGCAGAGAGCAAAGAUGGCCAAGACACAGACUGUUGGCGGUGUCACAAAGACGGGCAAGAAGUUCAAGGUCCGCGAGAGGAAGCGUUAAAAUUAUCCAAAGCCAUGAAAUGUUUUCUAUUCGCCACGAACCAUAGUGAGCACCCGAGUGCUAUCUACAGCAAAUGAUACCCAUGAAAGAAAAUAAUUUA